This is a messenger RNA of Leptosomus discolor (cuckoo roller), 1435 nucleotides long. The record is from RefSeq and is a predicted model, not a curated record. Lineage: Eukaryota; Metazoa; Chordata; Aves; Leptosomiformes; Leptosomidae.
GAGCCUUUAGCCGGCAAUUAAAAGUGUAAAGAUGUUAACGUUGCGGGCAAGCAGCAGUCCCGAAAAUGGCGAAGUCCCACGAGUCUGUAGAGUGGCGCCAUACUUCCAAAGUGGCAUUGCUUUUUAAAAAGCUGCUGUGCUGGCUGAAUGGAUUCUGAUGAAUUGAAGUUUUAUUUGCAGGUUUUUCAAGGCACCCCACAGCAGCAUUGCUGUAGUCGACAAAAAGACCCUCUACUUGCCUACAUCCUUCGACGUCAAAGCAUUAAAAACUGAUGAAGAUGAGCCUCUUGAACAACGAGAUGCUGUUGGGGGAUUCAUUAUCCCCCUUCAGCCAGCCGUGUUCGGUGGCUGAGGAAAGUCUGGGACUCCUAGAUGACUACCUGGAGGUGGCCGAGCCCAUCAGUUCGCAUGGGUUCUCCAGCGACAAGGCUAAGGCAGUCUCCUCCAAUUGGCUUGCUGUGGACAGUUUAGGCAACACCAUAGAUAGCAGCCAGGAGGAUGCCUUCUCUGGCAUGGAGUGGAUGGUGGAGAAGAUGGAUCUGAAGGAAUUUGAUUUUGAUGCCCUGUUAGGUAUGGAACAUCUGGAAGCCACCGUCUCACCAGACGAGCUGAUGGCCACGUUGGAAGACACGUGUGAUCUCCUAUUUAACCCUACCAUCCAGGAAUUUCACAACAAAGAACCUCCACUGAUUACUGACCUAAUCACCCAUCUCCCCGAAUCUCCAAUUGGAGCAGAUCCAAUGGCCCCAUUGGCUUCCCUUUGGUCUUUCCCCCUCUCCCCAGGGUCUCUGACUUCCACUCCAGACCAUUCAUUUAGUUUAGAACUAGGUAGUGAAGUGGAUGUUCUGGAAGGAGAAAGAAAACAGGAGGGCCCCACCUUUGUGAUAGUGAUUGCCAAGUCUGAGAAAGAGGAGGAGAACCAUUCUGAUGAUAGUGGAAUAUGCAUGAGCCCAGACUCCUACCUGGGAACACCCCAACAUAGUCCUACCAAUUCAGUUGGAUCCCCCAAUGACAACCAGUUCCCUGCAGAUGCCACCUGUGGCUCUGUGCGGUCCAAACCAUAUGAUCAUCCUGCAGAGAAGGUAGUGUCAGCAAAGAUGAAAGGAGAAAAGAAAAUGGAUAAGAAAUUGAAAAAGAUGGAGCAGAAUAAGACAGCUGCCACGCGUUACCGGCAGAAGAAGAGGGCAGAACAGGAGGCGCUGUCUGGGGAGUGCAGAGAGUUGGAGCAGAAGAAUCAGGCCCUGAAGGAGAAAGCAGAUUCCCUUAGUAAGGAAAUUCAGUACUUAAAAGAUCUGAUUGAAGAAGUACGCAAGGCCAAGGGCAAAAGAGCUAGAGUCCCUGAAUAGAGUAGUCAGCAGUUUUUAUGUGCAUGUAUAUAAGCUUGCUGCUAAAGCUGUGUAUUGCUGUCUAAUAAAUUAUUUUAUAGUAAACUUGC